AUGGAACCCAAAUACCAUCGCCUCCAGCCCAAAACCAAACAAAUCCCCGUCGAACUGAUUGCCAACAUUAUUCGUAUCGUUGCGGAUGGUAACUCGCAGUCUAAUCGACCCCACUUUUGGACAUUCUCGACUCUUGCUGCCGGCUCUCUAGUGUCUCGCACUUGGAACUUCCGAGUCCUUCGCUCUCAACUUACCACCCAAACAACCACCACAGAGCGCGAGAGUAAACUUUUCAAAUUUGGGCUAUCUCUUGCAAUGGCACAAUUACUCAAGACGCCUCCCGAGGUCUCGCUCCGCAUCGCGGGGUAUUUACCCAAACAACGUGACUGUCUGGCGCUGUCUCUGGUUGCGCGCAACCUGCGUGGUCUCGGCGAACAGGCCCUUUACUCUAAUAUCGUGCUUCGCCUGAAACACGAUGCGGCGACGGACAACAUAGUAGAAUUAUUCUACCAUGCCAUCAAGGCAAACCAAGGUAGACGCGACUGGGUUCGCAGCUUGUCUGUCAUCGCCCUCAGGCAUACCUUCACCUCGAGGGAACGCAAGCUAAUUCACCGCAUACUUUGCAUGCUUCCUCGACUCAUCAACUUCAGCUUCGAAUACCCACCCGUGGAUGUCGUUGACGGAAACCCCUUCGACCUUCGACGCUGCUUCAGCUACUCCGCGCCACUCAAGUCGUCCCUUCGCACAUUCACAUGGCUUCACGCAGAAAUCCUCGAUGAGAGGGCAUUCAAGUCCUUCCUUAGCUACCACAGCAACAUUAAGUAUCUCGCGUUCGACGAAGACGCGUUCGACGUGCCGAAAAUAGGUAGUCAAGCUUUGCCUAAUUUGGAAAGUCUCCGGGCGCCCAUCGACGCUGUCCUGCGGAUGCUCCCCAAACGACGAGUCCAGCGCAUCAAAACGGUCAUCAAUCGCAACACGCCUCCAGACUGGAAGCUGAUGCGAGACAAACACUUCGAGAGCAUCAGAGUCUUCUCGGCGACCAUCCACAGGAAUGACGAUGUCAUGGCCCAAGCUUUGCUCGAUUCUCUGAUUCGAAGAAUGGUGAAUUUGGAAUUCCUUGAUGUACAGGAUGAGACGGCGAUCGUCUCCCUGACCCUCAAGAACACGAAGAUCAAAUUCCUACGCCUGCGUAAUCUGCGCAACGAGCUCCUCAUCGAGUGGUUCUUCGACGAACUGCCCUUACUGGAGUGCAUCGAGGUUAAAUUCCACAGGAAUUCUCCCAUGAACAGGUUUUCAGAGAGGUUCUACGGAGAUGGUAGGCGGUCUCGUACCAUAUUGUGGGAGUGCAUGCCCAACGAGGAGUGGCUCCAUGAUUGGAGGGAUGUUGUGAUCAUCCACCCCUACACUAAUAUUCCUCAGAGUCACAUUGAAGAUCCCUAUCUACUACAACGAAGCAUGACUUCUGCGCAACUUCUCUAG
Molecule: messenger RNA, 1419 nt
Organism: Pleurotus ostreatus (oyster mushroom)
Lineage: Eukaryota; Fungi; Basidiomycota; Agaricomycetes; Agaricales; Pleurotaceae
Exons: 2
Coding region: 1-1419 (472 amino acids)
Source: RefSeq, a predicted model, not a curated record